CUGAAGACUAUUUUCUCCAAAUGGACGACAAGGAAACUGAGAGAGCCGAAGUGUCGUUAGAGCCACCCAAAAUCCAACGCCUAGAAGAGUCCGUAGUCAACCGCAUUGCUGCCGGUGAGGUUAUCCAACGCCCUGUCUCCGCCGUUAAAGAGCUCGUUGAGAACUCUCUCGACGCCAACUCCACUUCCAUAAACGUCGUCGUCAAGGACGGUGGCCUCAAGCUCAUUCAAGUCUCUGAUGACGGCCACGGCAUUCGUUAUGAGGACUUGGCGAUACUUUGUGAGAGGCACACUACUUCUAAGUUGUCGAAGUAUGAGGACUUGCAGUCGAUUAAAUCCAUGGGAUUUAGAGGAGAGGCUUUGGCCAGCAUGACUUAUGUUGGUCACGUGACGGUCACGACCAUCACCAAAGGACAGUUGCAUGGUUAUAGGGUAUCUUACAGAGAUGGUUUGAUGGAGCAAGAACCAAAGCCGUGUGCUGCUGUAAAAGGAACGCAGAUAAUGGUGGAGAAUUUGUUUUACAACAUGAUUGCUCGAAAGAAGACAUUGCAAAACUCUUCUGAUGAUUAUACGAAAAUUGUUGAUUUGUUAAGCCGGUUAGCCAUUCAUCACAUAAAUGUGGGCUUCUCUUGUAGAAAGCAUGGAGCUGCAAGAGCAGAUGUUCACUCAGUUACUACAUCAUCAAGGCUUGAUUCUAUUAGAACUGUUUAUGGGGUAUCGGUUGCUCGCAGUCUGAUGAAUAUAGAAGCUUCAGACAAUGAUCCCUCAACUUCGGUUUUCAAAAUGGAUGGUUUCAUAUCUGAUUCAAAUUAUGUGGCAAAGAAAGCAACAAUGGUGCUUUUUAUUAAUGAUAGGUUGGUUGAGUGUUCUGCUUUGAAGAGAGCUAUUGAAAUUGUUUAUACUGCAACCUUGCCUAAAGCUUCGAAACCCUUCAUCUACAUGUCAAUUGUAUUACCAUCUGAGCAUGUUGAUGUGAAUGUGCACCCGACAAAGAGAGAGGUAAGCCUUUUGAAUCAGGAAAUCAUUGUUGAGAAGAUACAGUCAGCUGUUGAAUUGAAACUGAGACAGUCAAAUGAGUCAGUGACAUAUCAAGAACAGACUGUGGCAUCCUCUCCUUCUAGCUCCUUGGGUACAAGCAAAGAGUUGCAGCCUAAACUCCUUUCCCCUGGGUCACAAUCGCAAAAGGUUCCAGUGCAUAAGAUGGUAAGAACAGAUUCAUCGGAUCCAGCUGGAAGGUUGCAUGCCUACCUCCAAACCAAGCCUCAUAAACAUCUUGCAGAGAAUUCUAGUUUAACUGCUGUCAGGUCUUCUGUUAGGCAAAGAAGGAACCCAAAUGAAACUGCAGAUCUUACCAGUAUUCAGGAACUUAUUGAUGAUAUAGAUUGCAACUGUCAUUCUGGUCUACAGGAAAUUGUGAGGCAGUGCACAUAUAUAGGAAUGGCAGAUGAUGUUUUUGCGUUGCUUCAGCAUAAAACUCAUCUUUAUCUUGCAAAUGUAGUAAACCUAAGCAAAGAACUCAUGUAUCAGCAAGUUCUGCAACGGUUUGCCCAUUUCAAUGCUAUACAACUAAGUGACCCAGCACCUUUGCCGGAGUUGAUUGUGUUGGCUCUCAAAGAAGAGGACUUGGAUCCAGAAAGCAGUGAGAAUGAUGACCUAAAAGAAAAGAUUGCUGAAAUGAAUACAGAACUGCUCAAGCAAAAAGCUGAAAUGCUGGAGGAGUAUUUCUGCAUUAAAAUUGACACACAUGGCAACUUAUCUAGGCUUCCUGUUAUACUAGACCAGUACACCCCUGACAUGGAUCACGUUCCUGAAUUUGUACUUUGUUUGGGCAAUGAUGUUGACUGGGAGGAGGAAAAAAGUUGUUUUCAGUCAAUUGCAGCUGCCCUUGGUAACUUCUAUGCACUGCAUCCUCCUCUGAUGCCCAACCCAUCAGGUGAAGGUUUGGUAAAUUACAAAAAGAGAAAAGCUUUUACAAAUACUGAAAAUGAAGGAGAGCCCUCAAACAGUACUGGUGAUGAUGUUGAAAUGGAGGAUGAAAUCGACCAUGAACUAGUUUCAGAGGCGGAGGCUGCUUGGGCUCAGCGUGAGUGGUCAAUUCAGCAUGUCUUAUUUCCAGCUAUGAGACUCUUUCUCAAACCACCAACUUCCAUGGCUACGAAUGGAACAUUUGUUCAGGUAGCAACAUUGGAGAAGCUCUACAAGAUUUUUGAGAGAUGCUAACUGAUAUAUAGUUACACUGAGACUUCAAGAUGGAUUGGAAAUCGAGAGAUAUUGUUGAAGUUCCCCCAGGUUUUGUAUAGUCUAAAUUCAUAACACAGUUCAACUUGUUUAUGAAUUUAGUCAUUUAACCCGUUUAUGACAUGUUUUAACCUAUUUGUACUUGUUAAUGAGACGCUUAACCAUUUAAAACGCUACAUGUUGAACUCAUUUAAUGCUUGGAUGCCCACAUUUAAGAAUUUUCUAGUGAUGAUAUAUUUGAUUUUUUUAU
Molecule: messenger RNA, 2487 nt
Organism: Pistacia vera
Lineage: Eukaryota; Viridiplantae; Streptophyta; Magnoliopsida; Sapindales; Anacardiaceae
Product: DNA mismatch repair protein MLH1
Exons: 16
Coding region: 21-2219 (732 amino acids)
Biological process (GO): mismatch repair
Cellular component (GO): MutLalpha complex
Molecular function (GO): ATP binding; mismatched DNA binding; ATP hydrolysis activity
Source: RefSeq, a predicted model, not a curated record